AUGGGAUCCAUAGAGGAGCCUACAUAUCUGUACCAAAGCGUGAAGGAUGAAAUCCCUCCCCCAGUUGUCAAGAGCGCGGAGGGAAUGUACUUCACCCUUGAAAAUGGCCAAAAAGUCCUCGAUGCAACAUGCGGAGCUGCUGUCUCCGCUAUCGGCCAUGGCAACCAACGUGUCAAGGAUGCCAUUGUUCGCCAGUUGAAUGAGGUUACCUACUGUCACCCGGGGUAUUUUGGGAAUAAGCCCUCGCUUGAACUUGCCGACUUGCUGGUGAAAACCACUAACGGGCGACUGGCGCGAGCAUGUCUCCUUGGCUCUGGAUCCGAAGCAGUUGAAGCAGCACUUAAGCUGGCUUACCAGUACCAUCUCGAACUGACACCGGAGUCCCCUCGAAUUAACUUCAUUUCGCGGAGGGGCUCCUGGCAUGGUUGUACUCUGGGCGCACUAUCAGUUGGAGAUAUAAAGUCUAGAAAGACAGUCUUCGAGCCGCUACUGCUCAAGAGUGUAUCCCAGGUCUCUCCGUGCCACCCGUACCGGGACCUGCGGGACGGGGAAACGACAGAGCAGUAUGUAGCUCGCUUGCAACAGGAGCUUGAAGAUGAGUUCCAGAGACUUGGCCCUGAGACAGUCUGCGCCUUUGUUCUGGAGCCCAUGGUGGGCACGGCGCUAGGCUGCGUUGCGGCAUUACCGGGCUAUCUACAAGCCAUGAAGGAUGUCUGUGACCGCCACGGAGCGUUGAUCAUCUUUGAUGAAAUCAUGUGUGGUUUAGGCCGGACAGGGGCUUAUCACGCCUGGCAACACGAUGAUGUUGUUCCAGACAUCCAGGCCGUGGGAAAGGUGCUCGGUGGAGGAUACGCUCCUGUUUCCGGGGUCCUGGUCCACGAGCGUGUGAUCCGUACCUUAAAGGCAGGGAGCGGGACUGUCAUCCAUUCGCAGACCUACCAGGCGCAGCCCUUGGGUUGCAUUGCCGCGUUAGAGACACAACGCAUCAUCGUUGAGGAUAAUCUGGUGGAGAACGCUCGUGCUAUGGGCGAGUACCUCGGCCAGCAACUCAAACUGCAUAUUGGGAAUCACCCUAAUGUGGGGGAGGUUCGUGGUCGAGGGCUCUUUUGGGCAGUGGAGUUUGUCAAAGACAAAACCACCAAAGAGCCCUUGGAACCGAAGUUGAAUGUGGCUAGGCGCAUACGUAACCGUGGACUUGAAAAGGGAUAUGAUGUUUGUAUCUUCUCUGCUACGGGUGCCGCUGAUGGUUGGAGGGGUGACCAGUUCCUUUUGGCUCCAGCAUUCACUGUCACCAAGGAUGACAUUGACGAGAUCGUGAGCCGUGUUACUCGGGUUAUACACAGUGUGUGGAAGGAAAUCCAGCCUGCUAUAGAUGCUCUAGAUGCUGUUGAUCCUGUGGAUGAUGCACUAUAAUGCGGGCUUUAAGAUUGUCUCGCAAUGCUCGCCCUGGCUUACUCGUUAUGAACUUCUUUAUAUUUGGUUUAAUUAUACUGAGGUGUUUGGUUGGUGGGUUAAUGGGAUGAAACCGACAAUCUUUUCCUGCAUAAACAGC
Aspergillus alliaceus is the source of this 1552-nucleotide messenger RNA. Its product is annotated as putative class III aminotransferase. The transcript has 3 exons. Gene Ontology annotation, molecular function: transaminase activity; pyridoxal phosphate binding. The record is from RefSeq and is a predicted model, not a curated record. NCBI's taxonomy places the organism in Eukaryota, Fungi, Ascomycota, Eurotiomycetes, Eurotiales, Aspergillaceae. Gene Ontology annotation, cellular component: cytosol. The coding region runs from base 1 to 1413 and encodes 470 amino acids.